Boeremia exigua is the source of this 1710-nucleotide messenger RNA. RefSeq lists its product as uncharacterized. The coding region runs from base 1 to 1710 and encodes 569 amino acids. The record is from RefSeq and is a predicted model, not a curated record. The transcript is spliced from 2 exons. NCBI's taxonomy places the organism in Eukaryota, Fungi, Ascomycota, Dothideomycetes, Pleosporales, Didymellaceae.
AUGGAAACUUACCCCGUCACUGCAUGUAGCGAUACGCGCUACCGAUACAACAAUAACGAUACAUUGUGCCAAGAUGGUCGUUCGAUCAGCUAUACUUCGAUCGGGCUUGAUAUCGAGCCCGCGCAGAUGGCUAAAAUAUAUCAGAACACGUUCUUGCCUAGACUGGCGUCGGACCUCGCAGCCAUUGGAUUAGACGAGGAGCAGAACAACCUCUGGAGCGACACCAUGCCAGAAUCGUCAUGGAGUCGGGUAGUAGCAGAACCUGAUGGCAGAUUUAAGACGCUGCGGCCUUGGCUACCCAGCUUCACUUAUGCUGAGAUUCCCACAUUCUUUGUCGCGAGUCUCCGAACAAAUUCGACCACUGGAGUAUUGCGCGAACAUUUGAUGAGAUUCAACUCUUCGGUUCAGUGCGAGGAGAUUGACAAAUCAUCGUUCCCGUCGCCAUGUCCGGGAGAGAAUCCUUUCGUCGCCAGGCUUCAAAAGACGAAAGACACUGACAUUCGUGUCUGCGUGCCUGGUAGCGUUGGAACCUUUCCCUGGAGGCUGAGCCGCAAUCGUCAAGACAUCACCGAAGAGCUGUACCUGGACCUAUGGGAUGGCGACCUCAGUACCAGGGAAGACGCGAGCUUCAAGAACGUCAGUGCUACCGUUAGAUGCGAAGCGAAAACGACGCGCGGCUAUUUCGAAAUGGGCAAUGCGCUGAAUGAAGAUACCUACGGUCCGCUGCUCGAUCAGUGGCCUGGUCCCGAGAGAAUGCAGACUGAGUUUAAUGAUUAUGUCAAGACAGAACCAUACAAGGGUAAAGGCUUUACGCCAAGCGAAAAUGACACCUGGGCGGGGGAGGAGGCUCGUCACACUUCAACUCUAUCGCUUUCGGAUUCGUGGAAAACAUCUGGACCACUGGCCAGCUCUGCAAUGGCCAUGUUUGGCAACACUUCGUGGCUGCACAACAUGGUACGAUAUGGCGCCAACACAACGUUCGAAGACAGAAAUGACCAGGAUAAGGUCGAAUGGGAUCUGUUGUGUGCAGGCAUGCCUUAUGGGAGGCUCUUUGGUACUUGGUCCGAGGGUUUUCCGAGUCCAGCUACAUCAUGCAAGGGGAUCGACAAUACCAUUGUCUCAGGCCAGAAACCAAGCCGGAUGAAAGUAUUGCAGAUCAUCCACGAGUGGAUCGAGGGCUUUGCGCCUGCGAGGCGCGACGAUGAAUUGACCAACGCAGUCAGCCUGCUGCAAAUCAGCCUGUAUGUCUCCAACCGGGCCUUGCUCACCUUCUACUCUCCGAACUCCAGUGGAGGCGGCUCACGCAUAUAUCCGCCAUCAGGGCGUGCGAUUUACACCGCUCCUGGUCAGGCCGUGCAGAAACCAGCGGUGUCGGUGGCUGCCGUGGUAGUGCUAUCCUUGCUCAUUGGCUUUCAACUGAUCGGACUGGCUUUCCUGGCGUGCUACAUCUACCGUGUACCAACUUGGACUGGGGCGUUGGAUGCGAGGGCUAUGGCGAGGAUAGGAGCAUGUAUAAGACAGGGUGAUGUACUGCCACCGAUUGGUGCGGUCACACAGAGGGAUCGAGAUGUGUUGAAAGUGGAUGGACUGGUGGGAAUCGGUCACGAUCAGGUCAGCACGUCGUUAUCAACACUGGCUCCGGACCAGCGUAGCGACAGGAAAUCGUCCGAUUUCUGCCUCCAGCCGGUGGGAGGCAAGAACAACAUAUAA